Messenger RNA from Balaenoptera ricei (Rice's whale), 5608 nucleotides. RefSeq names its product FHF complex subunit HOOK interacting protein 1B (gene FHIP1B). Lineage: Eukaryota; Metazoa; Chordata; Mammalia; Artiodactyla; Balaenopteridae. Gene Ontology annotation, cellular component: FHF complex. The coding region runs from base 311 to 3283 and encodes 990 amino acids. The record is from RefSeq and is a predicted model, not a curated record. The transcript has 14 exons. Gene Ontology annotation, biological process: early endosome to late endosome transport; lysosome organization; endosome organization.
UUGCGUGUGGCGCGGGGCGGGGCGCGGCUGGUGCGCCUGAGGAGCGAUGGCGGCCUGAACUCACCUAGCACCGCGGUGGCGAUCGGGCCUGGUCAGGGUCGGAGUUCUGUGACUGAACAAUUUGUAGGUCUGGAUCGGGCAGUGACCUCUGAGCUCACUACUCCAGCCUGGUAUAUCUUCUGGCUCCAUGGACAGUUACUGGCUCCUACAGACCGGAUGAAGCAGACUAGAGACACAAGUAGAGAAAGCCUCCGGCUGGCAAAUUCUCAGAGUGUGGCCCUCUGGCCACCGGCCCUGCCCGGCCUACCUCAUGGAGAGGAUGAACUGGCUGAGCAGACUGGCCUCCCGGGGCCCUGGGCAUCGUGUACCACAAGGGGCCAGUCUGCAGACCCCUGUCAUGGCUGACCCUGAGACCUGCCUCAUGGUCUUCAAGAAUCACUGGUCCCAGGUGGUGCGAAUUCUGGAGCGGCAAGGCCCUAGGGCAGCUCCUGGGGGAGCCGACGAUCUCAGUGCUGUGUGCAACCACACUUACCAGAUGCUGACACUGCUGGCGGAGGAUCGUGCGGUGCCCUCGGCUCCCACAGCUCCUGGGCCCCUGCUGGAGUUUGCUCUGCGCGAGGAUCUGCUAACCCGUGUGUUGACGUGGCAGCUUCAGUGGGAUGAGCUUGGGGAUGGGGUUGAGGAACGGCGGGCUGAGCAACUGAAACUAUUUGAGAUGCUAGUGAGCGAAGCUCGCCAGCCCCUGUUGCGGCACAGUCCAGUUCGUGAGGCUCUGCUGAUCUUGCUGGAUGCCUGUGGCCGCCCUGUGCCCAGUAGCCCAGCACUGGAUGAAGGCCUGGUGCUACUUCUCAGCCAGCUGUGCGUGUGUCUGGCCCGGGAGCCUUCAUUGCUCGAGUUCUUCCUGCAGCCACCUCCUGAGCCAGGAGCUGCUCCCCGUCUUCUCCUCUUUUCUCGCCUUGUACCUUUUGUGCAUCGAGAGGGCACCCUGGGCCAGCAGGCCCGUGAUGCCCUACUCCUGCUCAUGGCUCUGUCAGCUGGAAGUCCCACUGUGGGCCGCUACAUCGCAGAUCACUCUUACUUCUGCCCGGUGCUGGCCACAGGGCUGAGUGCCCUGUACUCUUCACUGCCCCGAAAGAUUGAAGUUCCAGGAGAUGAUUGGCACUGCCUGCGACGGGAGGACUGGCUGGGGGUGCCAGCCCUUGCCCUCUUCAUGAGUUCCCUAGAGUUCUGCAAUGCAGUCAUUCAGGUGGCUCACCCUCUAGUGCAAAAGCAGCUGGUAGAUUAUAUCCAUAAUGGGUUCCUGGUGCCUGUCAUGGGCCCUGCCCUGCACAAGACCUCUGUGGAGGAGAUGAUUGCCAGUACCGCUUAUCUGGAACUUUUCCUACGGAGUAUUUCAGAGCCUGCCUUGCUCCGUACCUUCCUGCGAUUCCUGCUAUUACACCGGCAUGACACCCACACCAUCCUUGACACCCUUGUUGCCCGUAUUGGCAGCAACUCCCGGGUAUGGCCCCUACCUCUGUCCUGGCUUACCUGGCUCUGCAUGGUCUCUCUGAGUCUCUUCAGGACCCUACUGAACCUCAGCUGUGAGGAUGUCCUGCUGCAGCUGGUUCUCAGGUAUCUCGUCCCGUGUAACCAUGUGAUGCUGAGCCAGAAGCCAGCUGUGCGCGACGUGGACCUAUAUGGACGGGCAGCAGACAAGUUCCUCUCCUUAAUCCCACGCUGUUGUCGGCACCGUGCCUCCAGCCCACCUCGUCCAGAGCAUGCCUCGUGGGCACGAGGUGGGCCUAGCAGAGAGGCAGGGAGAAGGGAGGACACGACGGGCCCUGGAAGCCCAAGUGUUGACUCCUCUUCUGUGGUGACGGUACCCCGGGCCUCCACGCCAUCUCGUCUGGCCCUCUUCCUGCGACAGCAGAGCCUGGGUGGCUCCGAGUCCCCAGCCCCAGCCCCUCGCUCACCAGGGCUUGCUGCCUCCCCAGCCUCCAGCCCUGGCCGACGGCCCAGCCCUGUGGAGGAGCCCGGUGAGCUGGAAGACAAUUACCUGGAGUAUCUGCGAGAGGCGCGCCUUGGUGUGGACCGCUGUGUCCAAGCCUGCCGCACCUGGUCUGCCCCCUAUGAUGGCGAGCGUCCCCCUCCUGAGCCCAGUCCUGUUGGCUCCCGGACUAAGAAACGCAGCCUGCUGCCUGAGGAGGACAGGGACAAUGCAGGGGAGGGGGAGGCGGAAGAGCUGGGGAGGGGGGCGCAGGCUCUGGGUGCAAGGGAGGGCCCUGGCCACCUGCCCCCUCCCCAGCUCAAUGGGGUGCCAGGACCAUGGCCGGAGGGGGCCAAGAAGGUUCGUCGGGUGCCACAGGAGGGAGCUGGGGAACUACUAGAGGGCACCUCCGAGGGUGUGGCAGGACUAGAGAGCUUUGGGCAGGAGCUCCGGGAGCUGGAGGUGGCAUUGAGCAAUGGGGGCGCCGGCUCCGAGCCCCCUCUAGAGCCUUCACUACCUCUUGAGGAGGAGGAGGCCUACGAAAGCUUCACCUGUCCCCCUGAGCCCCCUGGCCCCUUCCUCAGCAGCCCUUUGCGGACUCUCAACCAGCUGCCAAGCCAGCCCUUCACUGGCCCCUUCAUGGCUGUGCUCUUUGCCAAACUCGAGAACAUGCUGCAGAACUCCGUCUAUGUCAACUUCCUGCUGACGGGGCUGGUGGCCCAGCUGGCCUGUCACCCCCAGCCCCUGCUCCGCUCUUUCCUGCUCAACACCAACAUGGUCUUCCAGCCCAGUGUCAAGUCCCUGCUGCAGGUGCUGGGCUCUGUGAAGAAUAAGAUUGAGAGCUUUGCAGCCUCCCAGGAGGACUUCCCUGCACUGCUAUCCAAAGCCAAGAAGUACCUCAUUGCCCGUGGCAAGUUGGACUGGACUGAGGGCCCUGCGGCAGGCUCUGCCCCCCGCCGAUCUGAUUCCCUAGUGAAGAGCCGGAGGCCGUCCUUGGGGGAGUUGCUCCUGCGGCAUGCACACAGUCCAACCAGGGCUCGGCAGGCAGCACAAAUGGUUCUUCAGCCUGGGAGAGACGGCGCAGGACUUGGCCUAGGUGGGGGCUCCCCUGGGGCAUCAACGCCGGUCCUACCCCCCCGGGGUGGGGCCCCUGACCGCCAAGGGCUGGGGCCCCAAGAAAGUUGUACAUGGAUGGGGAAGUGGUCAGGGUGUUUUCUCUCUGGCGAGGACACGAUGCCAAGGUUUCGAGAGAUCUCAACCUGGUGUUUUGCUGGAGAAGAAGAGUGGUUUUUCUUUGGAGAAGAACCACUCUAGAGAGUCCUUCUAGUAGCUGCUUUCCCACUCCACUCCUGUGUGCCCACGAAGACUCCUUGUGUGUGGGGAGCAUUCUCCCCUAUCCUUGCCCAGCAUGUAGAGUCAUCCCACAAAGUGGGCCAUUGUCUGAGGUGCCAUGAGUAUGGAGCACUGGGAAGGGUCCUACCGUGGUGGGAGAGAGUGUUACCAAGAAAAGUUUCUUAAAGGUGAGGUGACUGGCCCCAGGAGAGGGCCGGUCUUCCUAGAGAGCUGAGAGUGUGGGUAUCAGGUCUUUGAGCAAAGGUUUGGCAAGUGAGCAUGGGCCUGUGCUCCAGGAGAGGAAUUAAUAUUCAAAUAUUUGUUGAAAUUGAAUGUAUUAGGGGAUAUUCCAAACACUUUGAAUGCAUUAUCUUAGUUAAUCCUUUUAGUAACUUCUUGAAGUAGGAACUAUCAUUUCCCCAUUUUACAAGUGAAUUAACAGGCUCAGAGAGGUUAAAUGAAUUAGUGCAAGGCAUACAGUGAGUUAAUGGAGGAUCUGGGAUUCAAAUCUGCGUCUGCCUGAUUCCAGCUUUAACCAUUAACCGGUAGUUCCUUUUGGUGAAGGGAGAGAUCAACACGUCCCUUCUGCUUGCCUCAGUGUGGUGGGAGGGGUGUGUGCCAGGUGGAAGUACAGUGUGAUGUGGUGACAAGGAAAUGGGCAGGAUGAGAGGAGAGCCGCAAUAGACCAAACCGGAAACCCCAAGCUUCUUGUUACGUGAAACCAAGUCUCUUCCUCCUACUGCCCCUUUAGCACAUUUUUUAUUAUUGUUGACAAGGAGAGGUCACCUGGUAUAGUACAACUGGCACCUCUGUUCCCUCAGAAAGGAAUUCUGAGUGAGGUAGACAGAGACAAGGACAAGAGACACAGACGUGGGGCAAAACUGACCAACAGUGCAAGGAGACAGAUGCAGAGGGACGGAGACGUUGAGAGCUGUUGAGAGACAGAGGCAGAGAGUGAUGCACAUCUGUAUCCUGAAGGGGGUCCAGAAUGAGAAGGGGGUGGUUGAAGUAGGGGUGCAAGGAUGGUGAGCUGUCGGUGAAAUCAGAUGAGGCUCUCUUUCAGAUUUUUGUUCAUAGAGGGAGCUCGGAGGGGAAAUUGGGUACUGUUGAACUCCUCGACCAGAAGCCCAUACCUCUGUUUUCUGUCUUUUGCGGUCUGAGUACCAUGAUUCUCUAGGCUCCCUAAAUUCCAUCCUGCCCUACUCUGAGUAAGUCUGCCUUUCCUUUCAGCUCACAGAGUCUGAGACUGAAAGUUGGUGAAGGAAAACCCAUGAGAGCUGAGUUCUGGGUGGAGCUGAUGAGCCCAUAGGCCUGGGCUCUUUGGGCCGUAUCCUGUUCAUGGGUUUUGCCACCACGGUAGCACGUUCUGGGGUCUCCCUGGGAAAAAAGGCACAGCUUAAUCAGCAUACCUGAGGAGUGACCAGAGUGGAGAGCACGAGGGAAACAAACAGGUAGGGGCUGUUAUCCAGAGAACAUGCCGCGCUCUGCAAGAGCCUCCAGGGCAGUAUAGAAUAGUUUGGAUAGCAAAGACCUCAGAGGGAUCAGGAGCCCUAACAAGUCUCUUCACUUCUCUCAGGCUACAGGGAUAAUCCUACAGGUCCCUAGUCGCUUAUUUGAAACCUUUUGGGACGGAUGUGUUUUGGAAUUCAGAAUUUUUCAGGUUUUAGAAAGGGAAUAUUGUGCCUUUAUGAUAUAUAAAGGAAUACCCCAGUGAGAUUGAGGGCAGUGCCCUGUCAUCAAACCCAUCAAUAUUUCUGUAGCUAAAUGUAUGAAUAUUCACACUAAGUGAAAUAAAUAGUAUAAAUAUGAUCAUGAUGGGUCAGGCCAGAUUUGGGGUCAAAGUUAUGAAAAAACUAUUGUUUCUUCAGAGAUGUUUUAUUUUGUAAUUAUAGGUAAGGGAUUAUGGGCUUAUAAUUGUUCUCAGGUUGUUGAGAGGAGUAGGAGUGCCGGAAAAGCCUUCUAAACACACCGCAUGCUAGGUAUGUAUGCAAUCUCAAUCCAAAACAAAAUAUAAAUGUCUGAGGGGGUGGACUUUUGGCUUAACAGUGAACAAUGUACUGCUUUGGACUCAGCUGCUUUGGGAGUUGUGCACAACCACGGAGUGAAGGUGCCUUAGCAGAGAGGCUUCCUGUGGUGGGAGGGAGACAGAACUCACUGCUUUUGAACAUCAGCUGCACAUGAUUUCCCUUUUCACGUACCAGAGGUGAAAGACAAAAAAUGGUGUGUGUGUGUAGGUGUGACACAUGACUGUCACGCAUUUCUUUAUAUUUCUUUAUAAUAAUGUUGUAAUAAAUAUCUUACUGCAUA